Arctia plantaginis is the source of this 753-nucleotide messenger RNA. Lineage: Eukaryota; Metazoa; Arthropoda; Insecta; Lepidoptera; Erebidae. The record is from the annotation of a GenBank genome assembly.
AUGUACAAUGCGAACAGCCAAUGCAAAAUGUCUAAGCGCACGGCACUGAACGAGAACUACAAGGGUUUGGUGGAAGAACUCCCCAUCCCUGCGGAGGUGCACGAGAGAGAUGGCAAGAAAUACGCAAGUUUCGGGUCCACUAUUCCCAUUCACAGCUGCUCCCCAGACGAGAUCAAACAGUACGCAAACAAAACGCACCACUACUGCGACGUCUUCACAGAACAGUUACUGGCGCCGCUUGGUGAACUGGUGUACGUGAGGCUUGACGAGAACACGGCUGAGAAGGUGUUUAUCAACCGCAACAAGCGCAUCUUACUGGUGUCUAGCGACGGCGAGCUGGCGCAGUGGCGCUGCGCCCCCACCUUCGAGUCCCCCAACUCGUACAUGGCGGGCGCGCCCAUCGUCAACAAGGACGGCGAGCUCGUCUCCGUCGUCACAGCUAAGAAGGGCAACCAUUACGCCGUCUCUACUUUUGAGGGUGAGGGCGGCUACUUCGACACGGCCGUGCCGUGGCUCGUGCUGGACGCUCCCGAGGGCGCCAACAUCUACGGCGCCAAGACGUUCGCCACGCGCGAGCAGCUGCGCGAGCACGUGGCGCGCCUGCCCCCGCCCGAGGUGUCCCCGCAGAGCCCGCCCGUGCCCGUGCUGCACCGCGGUAACAGCCCCCGCAUCAUCCUUCUCGCCCAGAACGGCCGCCAGAUUUCCCACCAGUUCUUACACGGAGUCAUCACGAUGGAUGUGGAGUACUUGUAG